GUGAUUGUGUCGAUGAUUUUUCUGGCUCAUUUUUGAAAAUAAAUUCCUAACUUUUAAAAUUGUAAUAGUCAGUGAUUUCACGUGAAAAUAUUAUUUGAAGUUGUUAGUGAUUGUAGACUGGCCUUAUUUUGAUAGAAGUAAGUUAUUUCUAUUUGGAUUAUCGGGAAUUAAAAGCGUAGUAGCUGCAAUGGAUAUUGAAAUAAAAAACGAACCGGUAAUCAUUGAGGGUUAUGAAUUGGUGGACCAUUUUACUGAUCGCAGCUCAAACAGCGGGACAAGUAGCUACAAACCGCCUCAACAAACGGGACAUACAGAUGUUAUUUACGUAUCCAACGAAACAGGAUUUCCAAAUGAUGAAAUGCUGCUGUUGCUGCAGCAAUGGGGUCUUGAAAUGUUAUCGGAUAGAUUCACCCACAAUCUAAUAGACGUGAGCUUACUCGAUUACAUGUUGGACGUGGAUAUUAUAGAUAUUUGUAAGGGUCUUCCUAUGCGUUACAGGAUUGUUCUACGACAGAAACUUCAGCAGAAGAGUUAUAAGAAACAGGACCAUGAAUCGGAGAGAUCAAAGGCUGAUAGCAACAGUGCAAAAGUAGAUCAAUCUUUCAUAGCAAAGAGAUCUGAACCAACGAAUAUCGUUUCUGGAUCAUCACAGGACACUAGUACAUCAAUAUCCCAACCGUCAGCUGCAUGUGCAUCGAAAACUAAACCAAAGCUAGAUCGGAAUGCCAAAUCGAAAGAUUCCAUGCCGGAAUAUGCACCACUUGAACCAAUACCAAUUAUGCGUCAUCGUGAAUCUCUUCUAGAAAUUUGCAAAUGGCACGAGAUGGGUCGUAAAUUUCUAGAGCAUUACAGAAUCGAGAAUGGCAAGCGCAUCUAUUCAGCGGUAUCUCGGAAAUAUAUCAAAAACGCUAUUGUGGAAUACUUUUUACGAAUAGGCAAAGGUCACAUAGCGGCACAAACUUUUACAACGAUGGUACAAAUCAUUCUAGAUGAGCUGCCUGAUGAAGAUCCCAGAAUUUGGUACAAUCCACCGUUUAACGGUAUGUCACCGGGAGGCUUACUAUAUUCGCGUUAUAGAUAUCUAACGCAAAAGGAUAAACGGUACCGAAAUCAAAAAUCUGACCCAGUAGUGCCACACGCUGCGUCGGUUCUGGAACAAGCAGAACGAUGUUGGAACGGACUCUCCAAAGAGGCGCAGAUGGAUUGCACUGACGCAAAAGUGAAACUGAGACAUGCUGCAAACAUGAAUAAAUCUGAGAUUUAUUCAGCAUGGAAAACCUCCUUUCCAAUUCGUCGUUACGAAGCAGUAACUAAAGGGUUGCGUCUGGAUGAAUGGGAGGUGCUAGCUAGUUACGAGGAAAUUCACGAACUGAUCAGCUAUGACUUUUGUGCAAUACAUUCGAAUGAGCAUGAUUGCAUUCGAGACAGAAUUCCUCAAUUUGUAACUCAGUUCUUCGACAUUUACCAAAGUUAUAAGGCAUCCAUUGACGAUGACAAGCAGCUUGCGAGUGCACUUUUGUCAUCGUUCAGUAAAGACGUAGAAGUUAACGAUAAGUCCAUUUUCCUAGCCUUCUACGCGUUACCACUGAUUUUGAGGCAGACUUUUAUUGUCAGAGGCAGGAAGCGUAGCAAACCUUCAGUAAAAUCGGGUCGAGCAACUUUCAUCGUUUUGUUGGAGACGGAGGCCGGCAUAACCGAAAAUAUCGCACAGCGCAAGCGAAUUGCCGCAGAAGAUGGUAACGCAGAACUAUGGCCGUACAUUAUUGCUAUCGGAAAUACGCAAUCUCAGGCAAUUAGUGGCUAUUUUGUUGUUCUGGAUAGCACAAUAUUCAAAUGCAAAUCAAUGGUGGACGCGGUAGAUCUCUUAUUCAAAAUAUACACUGUUUUUAAUCUGGAAUACGCAUACGCAUGCGAGAGCGUAUUGAAAUUCAUUCAGCAGUACUUUUAUAACUUAAUAUAUGACGGAGCUAGGCAGGAUUCAAAUGUCGUAGCGUUAAUUACAGAUUUGAACCGUAGUUUAAACUGAAGAAACAUCAGACACAGACAAUAGAUGUCCAUUUUAAGAGGCUGCAUUGUGCAGACAACAAGCUGUUUAAAUUAGAUGAACGAAACUAAAAUAAAGAAUCGAUAUAUUCCAUUUAGAAUUCCAAA
This is a messenger RNA of Topomyia yanbarensis, 2151 nucleotides long. RefSeq lists its product as uncharacterized. Bases 188 to 2026 code for a protein of 612 amino acids. Lineage: Eukaryota; Metazoa; Arthropoda; Insecta; Diptera; Culicidae. The record is from RefSeq and is a predicted model, not a curated record. The transcript has 10 exons.